AAGGUCAAAGCUGUGGCGCUUGCGCGAGAGGCUGUUUUCAUCACCACAACAGCUUUCUCCAUGUCAAUUCCAGAAAGUUCCAGUGGAGACUGAAAAGAAAAAAGCGGCUGGAGUCCGGUUUAAGAACGGUUCCUAAAAUGCUGGCCACAGGAGCGGCAGUGAGCACGACCAUGGCACAGGUGGAUCGGGAGAAGAUUUAUCAGUGGAUCAACGAGCUGUCGAGCCCAGAGACGCGGGAGAACGCCUUACUCGAGCUCAGCAAGAAACGCGAGUCCGUCACUGACCUGGCCCCUAUGCUCUGGCACUCGUGUGGCACCAUCGCGGCACUCCUUCAGGAAAUCGUGAACAUCUACCCCUCAAUUAAUCCGGCGACGCUGACGGCUCAUCAGUCCAACAGAGUGUGUAACGCCCUGGCGCUGCUGCAGUGUGUGGCCUCACACGUGGAGACACGCUCGGCGUUCCUGGCGGCCCACAUCCCCCUGUUCUUGUACCCAUUUCUUCACACUGCCAGCAAAACCAGACCCUUUGAGUAUCUCCGCCUUACAAGCCUUGGAGUCAUUGGAGCGCUGGUAAAGACGGAUGAACAAGAAGUGAUUAACUUCCUGUUGACGACAGAGAUCAUUCCCCUGUGCCUGCGGAUCAUGGAGACAGGCAGCGAACUCUCAAAAACGGUUGCAACGUUCAUUUUGCAGAAGAUCCUGCUGGAUGACACGGGCCUGGCCUACAUCUGCCAGACCUACGAGCGAUUCUCUCACGUCGCCAUGAUCCUGGGAAAGAUGGUGCUGCAGCUGUCUAAAGAGCCAUCAGCUCGACUGUUGAAGCACGUUGUGCGCUGUUACCUACGGCUCUCCGAUAACUCCAGAGCGAGAGAAGCUCUUCGUCAGUGUUUACCAGACCAGCUGAAGGACACGACGUUUGCACAGGUGCUGAAGGAUGACACAACCACAAAGCGCUGGCUCGCUCAACUCGUCAAAAACCUGCAGGAAGGACAGGUCACAGACCCGCGUGGCAUCCCGCUACCCGCCCAAUAACGCGCGCACUUCAUUCAGAAACAAGGUCUCUCGCGGACAGGAAAUUUUUAUGAUGACACGCACUCACUUUUACACUCAGAGUGGACUGUUCUCAUGUGCAAGGUCACUUGCAUAAGAGUUAUUUUGCCAAUAUUUAAAAUGUUUAAUGUCUUAGAUUUUGGAAAUGUUUCAGUAAAUUCUGCUGGCUGUUUAUCAGAAACAAAAUGUACCCAUGUUUUUAUAUAUUGCCUGUGUAUGUGGAACACACUCACACUCGGACUGUUUGAAUGCUGUAAAAUAAAAUGGAAUCACUGUG
Neoarius graeffei (lesser salmon catfish) is the source of this 1326-nucleotide messenger RNA. RefSeq names its product CCR4-NOT transcription complex subunit 9 (gene cnot9). The record is from RefSeq and is a predicted model, not a curated record. Gene Ontology annotation, cellular component: CCR4-NOT core complex; CCR4-NOT complex; P-body. Gene Ontology annotation, biological process: negative regulation of translation; mRNA catabolic process. The transcript is spliced from 8 exons. The coding region runs from base 138 to 1031 and encodes 297 amino acids. Lineage: Eukaryota; Metazoa; Chordata; Actinopteri; Siluriformes; Ariidae.